Molecule: messenger RNA, 1098 nt
Organism: Larimichthys crocea (large yellow croaker)
Lineage: Eukaryota; Metazoa; Chordata; Actinopteri; Sciaenidae
Product: small ubiquitin like modifier 2
Exons: 4
Coding region: 118-405 (95 amino acids)
Molecular function (GO): protein binding
Source: RefSeq, a predicted model, not a curated record
GACGCGCACCGCCUCGUGGCCGCGCACGUUCGGUUCGAAUAAUUUAACCGGGAGCGAGCACGUGCGCGCACUCGUAUUCUUUGUGUGGCAGAAUAGAGAAGCGCCAAAAGAGUGACCAUGGCUGAUGAAAAACCAAAGGAAGCAGUCAAGACGGAAAACAACGAACACAUAAACCUGAAGGUAGCAGGUCAGGAUGGAUCUGUAGUGCAGUUCAAGAUCAAAAGACACACGCCGCUCAUCAAACUCAUGAAAGCCUAUUGCGAGAGACAGGGACUUGCAAUGAGGCAAAUCAGGUUCAGAUUUGAUGGACAGCCAAUAAACGAGACAGACACACCAGCACAGUUGGAAAUGGAAGAUGAAGAUACAAUUGACGUAUUUCAACAACAGACGGGGGGCCUGAUUUAACGAACCACAUGCAUCACCAUUUACCUUCUUGACAAAACCAACCUUGACGGCCUGUGAUACACAGCGGCUGCUUCUUUGCAACUCUUCCUGUUGUCUCAACAGAAUUCCAUGCAGAAGAAGUCGUCAUUUCUCUGCCACACAUAACUGCUGUAUAGUAUUUUUCAUCCUUGCCCUCGUUACUUUUCUGUUUUUGUACAUAAAACUACAUCCAUUUCACCCUGAAUUCAGGUUUUUUUUUGUUUGUUCAUGCUGUAUUGUGGUAAAUGUUAAGGACUUCCCCUCUCCAGUUCGAAGGGCUUCUUCUGAGGUUUGCAGACCGAUAGGACUGGUUAUAGGGUGAGAAUGAAUAAAACUGACUUUACUGAUCAAAAGUUGUUGGGCCAGGCUUGUUCAGUGUCCAGCAAAUGUGUUCUUACAGUGUACUAUUUUGGGACUGGUUAUCACUUAGUGAACCACAUACCCAGUUUGGGAAAGAGGCUGGAUCUGUCACUUUUCUGUUCAUCAUCAGAAAAUAAAAUUUGAUUUUAAACAUUUUUAUAUAGUAGUGGAUGUGUAGAGAAAUGUUUGGAUUAAUCUUUUGAUUAGGCAAAGCUUCAAAUUUUGGAAAGCCUGAAAAGAUGUUUCAGUUAAAUAAACAACUGUAUUGUCUAUUAAGAUGCCUGUUAAAAUAAAGCUAUUGUCUUUUUUUCCAAA